This is a messenger RNA of Durusdinium trenchii, 3790 nucleotides long. NCBI's taxonomy places the organism in Eukaryota, Dinophyceae, Suessiales, Symbiodiniaceae. The record is from the annotation of a GenBank genome assembly.
GCCGAGCUCUGCACUCUCUCAAGCCAAGCCCGCCAUGUCGGAUGCUGACUAUGUCAAGGCCUACGAGGACUUCCUGGCGAUGGGCCUCCAGGGAGCUGCCAUCCAGGUCUUGCUGGAAGGCUUGGCAGCUACCAACAGCCCACGGCUUCAAGAGCUUGCGCGCAGAGAUGCUGUUCCAUUGCCCGAGGCCAAGCCAAGCCAAGGCUAUGACGAGAAUCCCUUCCAGGCUUUGAGCCUCCAACGUGCCAAAGUGGAAGAAGAGGAGGCUUUGCUGCAGAGCUUCAGAGAUGCUCAAGCGGCGCACGAAGCGUUUGUAGAAGCCACGAAGGAGGACUGGCAGCUGCAGCGUGGCUCGUGGCGCGAGUUGAAGCAGCAAGAACAGCAGCUCCGGCUGGCCUCCCGUGAGGCCUUCAGCCGUUGCAAGGAGCUGUUGCUCCGUGGGCGGACCUCGUUGCGGCCGGAGCUGCUCCGUGCGCCCCUGACGCCUGACGGACUGCCAGAGACGCAUGCCGCACUCGCAGGCGGUGGAGGACCAGAGGAAGCUCUUCGCAGAUUGCUGGGAGAGGCUGCAGGUGCGUUUCAGGACGAAAGCCUUUGGAGCAAGGAGGGUCCUGGCAGGCUACUGGAGCAGAGCAAACGGAUGGCGGCUCUCGACGCCUUGCCGGCACGUGCUAAGGAACUGGCCCAGCGAGGACCUGGCACACUGGGCUCCUUGCUUUGUGCUAUCGCAGAAGAGACCUUUUUGGCGGCGAAGGGUUGCGAGCAUGUGCUGGUCAUCGGCGGACAUGGUAUCUCUGCCGUGUCCGCUGCUCGUGCUGGGGCCCGCGCCGUGGUGCUGUGGGAGCCCUUGGAGGAUGUGGCGUGCGCGGCUCGCGAGGUGCUGCGGAGAAAUCUCAAGCAGGAAGAGUUGACACGCUGCGUCGUGAAGACGGGCGAUGUCGCCGACGUCGCGUUGUCGCUGCCUCCGGGAAGCCUGGUGGUGGUGGACCGAUGGCAUGGCUUGGGUGUGUUAGGUUGGUGUCCUUUGUUGGCCUUGCGGCAAGUCUUGGGUGGAGCCGCUGCCCCUUCAGGUGUGGUGCCUUCCAAGCUGAGCAUUUCACUGGCUUUGGCCGACGCCGGGCUCCACAACACGCAGGGCUUGGACCUCUCGGGCAUGGACGCGCGCUUCCGGCCGCUCUCGGUGGCACCCUUGAAGGUUGGUGUGGGCGAGCAUCCACAUCCGACAUCACUGCGGCCGAAGCUUCUCACGGACUUUGUUCAAGCCUUUGACUAUGAUUUGGCUCGCCCAGCACCGCCGAGCGAUGGUCCCAAGCCCCUGGCUUUCUCGGCGAAGCCGUCGAAGGUCGCCGCCACCGCGGCACUCUUCGAGUGUCGCUUCGAGCUGCCCAGGUCCAAAGGCAAUGGGUCGUUGCGCUUCGCACAAUGGCUGCCUGGUGCUUUGCAACUCAAAGGUGCAGACAUGGGGCUGUGUGCGUGGCGUAAUGACAGCCGAGUGUGGCUCGAGUGGGAUGCUGCCAAAAGCCUUCACCCACCCUUUGGAUUUAUGGCGCUCAGUGACUGGUACUUUGAGAUGCUGCGGGAUUCUGCCAGGCACGAGCUCUACGAGCGGGCGCUGCAAGUGGAAAUCACCAAGAAGAAGGAAACAAGUUCAGAGUGCAAAGUUCUUGACGUUGGCAGUGGUGAUGGUAUUUUGUCGCUGAUGGCCUUGCGUGCUGGCGCCACCUCUGGUCUGGGCGUGGAGUACGUGGCACAGAUCGCCCGAGCCAGUGAGGAGGUGGUUGCCGAGAACCGCCGGGCCGAGGCGGUGCCUGAGACCCCCUUGGAGAUCCGCUGUACGGACGUGAGGGGCAUUGAAGAGCGUCCAGAAAAGGAGCGUUUUGAGGUCUUGGUCACAGAAUUGAUGGAUGCCUCUGGGCUUGGGGAGAACCUCAUCGCCCUGACUGAGGGUUCCAAGCGACGGCUCUGUAAGAGUGACUGCGCCGUGAUCCCCAAUGCGCUGCGCCUCAAAGCCGUGCUUUGCGAGGUGAAACUCCCGGAUCUCAACGGCGUGAACAUCGAUGCUUUUUGGCCUUUUUGGCCCUUGGACCGUGCCGGAGAGGCGUUGUGGCUGGGCGUGGAUCUGGACAAGAUGGAAGGAGAAUUCAAGGUACUGACCGAUGCUGUGGAGCUCUUCUCUUUGAGCUUGGGAGAGGCAGACGUGGAUGCCAUCCCCACACGCGCCAGCUACAACUUCACUGGCAUUGCUGAUGGCACUGCGAAUAUGGUAGUUUGGUGGUUUGAAGCGCAGCUCAGUCAAACCGAUCCUUCGGUGGUUCUGACCAACGCACCCAGCUCACUUGAUGGGAGACACAGCGCCACCUGCUGGGGACAAGCUGCUGCAGAGAUCCCACACGUGCAGGUACAUCCAGGACAGGCGACGGAGAUCCUGAUGGAGUUGGCCUUCGGUUUCCUGGUUCGCAGAGAAGGGCACUCCAGAAUUGACCCGGAACAGGAUGCCGUAUGUGAAUACCAGCUGAAGUUCAAGGUUCCAGGCGCUGGAUCGAUGCGUGGCACGCAAUGCACGCCGCCCCCCCACGUCGAAGACUACUCGGAGGAAUAUCGGAAAGCCUUGGAGGACCAUGCGCAGCGGCAGAAGAGUUACUUGAGCUUUGCCAAGGAGUCGCGUGUGGGGCAGACAGCGAUCCGGAACGCCGACGUAGAGUCUGUGGCGGCCCUCCAGCAGUGUGCUUUGGCCAUGGCGCUCUUCCCUGGAUCUUUCGGAGUGGAAGCACAAACUGCCAAUCGCAUUCUGGUCAGCUGGUACACUGCCCUUCGGCGUGAGAUGUUGGCGGGGAAGGGCGAAGCUGAGAGGCACGAGCCGGCGCGAGCCGGCGUGGUUGAGGCGGAGAAGAUCCUGACGAACCCCAUGCAGCUUCCAGCUUCCGCGGAUGCACUCUCUGAGCCCUUGGAGAUCGGACAUGGAACCGGUCCGAUCCGGCAUGUUCCGCCUCGGCCUGGCAGCCGCCUGAGGCCAAGCUACCAGAACUCUUGGUUGUUGAAGACACCAGAGGCGAAGAAGCGCAGUGCCGACACCGCUCCGCCUUCGAUCCAGAGAAGGUUGCGAGAUGAUGUUCAGACGGCCUUGCUGCAAGACUCUGACACCCUCCUUGCCCUGGCAUUGCUGCGAAACCACCGCUGCUGUGGGAAUCAUUGCGUCUAUGAGGCGGUGCGCCGGCAGAACUUCAGGGCUUUGGAAUAUCUCCUUCAGCGCGAGGCCAGUGACCUGGAUGAAGCUUGCCUUGGUCGUCGGCCACUACACGUGGCAGCACAGGCGUGCAUGUUCAACGGCGACGAGGGCUAUUGCAUGACAGAGAUUCUCCUGCAGCAUGGGGCAAGGCCCGGGCGCGCGGCGGGGGAUGAUCCCAAGAUCGCCCCGCCGUUGCACGAAGCGACUCAGCGAGGCUCUGCAGCAGCUGUGUCGCUCCUGCUGAAUGCAAGGGCAAAUCCUGACGAGCUGGACGGCCAUGGAGACUCUCCCUUGCACGUGGCCUGCAGGCAGACCCCAUUCCAAGGCGGGCCUAUGCAGGCUGAGGUCGUGUCUGUGCUGCUCCGAUCUGGGGCGAACCCUAUGGUGUUGGACUCUAUCGGCCGCCCGCCAACCUGCUAUGCACGAGAUCCGCAGCUCCUGGAACAGCUGCUGGAGGCCGAGAGUAAAUGGAAUCGAAGGGAGGCACGAAUCGCAUGGCGCUCGAUGAGGCAUGCCACCUUACUCUUGCCAGAGCUCUUCGACAAAGUCGUGAGCUUUGUGUGA